Messenger RNA from Fonsecaea erecta, 2622 nucleotides. RefSeq lists its product as hypothetical. Gene Ontology annotation, molecular function: protein serine/threonine kinase activity; ATP binding. Lineage: Eukaryota; Fungi; Ascomycota; Eurotiomycetes; Chaetothyriales; Herpotrichiellaceae. The record is from RefSeq and is a predicted model, not a curated record. Gene Ontology annotation, biological process: intracellular signal transduction; regulation of MAPK cascade; protein phosphorylation. Gene Ontology annotation, cellular component: cytoplasm. The coding region runs from base 1 to 2622 and encodes 873 amino acids. The transcript has 4 exons.
AUGGACAACGUCCACAACACGUCCAACUCCAACUUGACCACCUUCACCUCUUCCAAGCGACGUCGAAAUACUCUGACCAAGAAUCCUCCUCCUUCGGCCUUCCCCUCCAAAGGCUCCCUCCGCAAACAACAGUCAUCUGCCGCACUUCAACGUGCCCCGUCAGCUCCGUCCCCAUACCCUCGCAGUCACGACGCCUCACUUUCGUCUCGCGAAUUCCAUCAGAGAACCCAAUCCAGCGCGUUCGCUUCCUCCACGUCCUCGCUUGAACACAGCAGUGGCGCACCGUCCCCCAUCGUUCCUUCUGCCAACUUCUUCGCGUCGUCCAUCAACGGCUACCAGGCACCGCAACACCUCCCUCUGACGCCCCAGACCUCAGAUGACCGUCACAAAGACUUGAUCGGAGCGCCAUUUGACGCCUCAGGCCUCUUAUCUUCCUUUCAAAACACCGGGAUGAACGACAGUCAGAAUGCCGGUGCUCAGUCACCGUAUCCCCCGCCGUUAGCCCACACCCAUACCAGCCCCGACCUUCGAUCACAUCCGCUCCGGAACUCUCAGACCUUUGGGCCUGGAAUGGUGGCUAUGAUGGAGGUCACGCCUCCCAAGUCGGAGAAUGGCACGCUCAGUCCCAAGCGCUUCUCGGGCGACGGUCACACAAAACCCGCUGGGCCUUUUCGCAAGAAAAGCGGCUUCUCCAGCUUCGUCAACAACAUGCUGGGUUCCCCGAGGACUAUCAAGAUCUCAGCUCCAGAAAACCCCCUUCACAUGAUACACGUUGGCUACGACAACCAGACCGGGCAGUUUACGGGACUACCUGCAGACUGGCAGAGGAUCCUAGCCGACAGCGGCAUCACCAAGUCUGAGCAAGACCAAAAUCCACAGAUGAUGGUCAACAUUGUCGAGACCUACAAAAACAACCUGGGCGGCAACGACGAUGGGGUGUGGCAGAAAUUCGACCACGCCAAAUUCUCCGACUCUCCUCAGAGCAGCAAUAGCAGCUACCAGAGUCCGGUGACGCCAAUCAUCGGGUCCAGCGUUGCUUCGUACUCCCCCAUGGCUGGUGUCAUAUCUCCUCCCGCGAGUCCUCGAUUCCCACAGAAUCACGAGGGCAGCUUCGAAAAUCCUCGCGCUCCACCGCCCGUACCAAAGGGCCCUCCUGCUAGCGCAAUGGCAGGCAUGAAACCGAAUCAAACACCCAUGAUGAUGAUGCCCAAUCGCCCUCCUCCAAAACCGCCGGUACAGAGUCUUCGAGAUAUGGCACCCUCUCGGCCUGCGCCGCCUCCCCCUCUAAGCCGAGACCUACCGUUACGGCCAGUUCAGGAGCAGCCGAAACCGCCGCCGCCGCCGCCGGCCUCUCUACCUAAUACACCAUCGAUUCCACAAGAAGAAGCUCGGAGUCGAUCCAAUUCGAAAGGCCCAGCUGUCACACCGCCACGGACCCAACAGGCAAUUCAAUCCCCGGCCCAGUAUCAACAACAACAAGAACAGGCCAUGAUUCUAGCGCAACAAGCCAUCCAGAGUAAGCAACUAGACCGCAGUCGCAGCCAGCGUCAAGUUGCGCAAGGCGCACCCGAGGUUCCACCAAAGAUCUUGCCUCAACAAAUCAGCCCCAACAUUCCACAAGCUCAAUUUGCUGCAGUGACAGCCUCGCCAGCCCUCGAGGGCGCUCCGCAGGUAGCUGCUGUGCCUCGACCCCGACAGAAGCGACAACAAAGCAACAUCGUGGAUGUUACAGCCAGGUUACGAGCAAUAUGCACUCCUGGUGACCCGACCACGAAGUACAGCAACCUCAACAAAAUUGGGCAAGGUGCCUCCGGUGGUGUCUACACCGCUUUUGAAAAUGGCACCAAACGGUGUGUUGCCAUUAAACAGAUGAACCUCGAACAACAACCAAAGAAAGACUUGAUCAUCAACGAGAUCAUUGUGAUGAAGGACAGUAAGCAUAAGAACAUUGUCAACUUCAUCGACAGCUAUCUGCAUGAGGGCGAUCUGUGGGUGGUCAUGGAGUACAUGCAAGGCGGCAGUUUGACCGAUGUGGUAACAUUCAAUGUUAUGAGCGAAGGCCAAAUCGCGGCAGUGUGCAGAGAGACGCUCUACGGCUUACAACAUCUGCAUUCUAAGAACGUGAUCCACCGAGACAUCAAAUCUGACAAUAUCCUCCUUUCGGAGAGAGGGGACAUCAAGCUAACGGACUUCGGAUUCUGUGCCCAAAUCAAUGACAGCCACAACAAGCGCACAACGAUGGUCGGGACACCAUACUGGAUGGCUCCAGAGGUGGUGACGAGAAAAGAAUACGGCCGAAAAGUCGACAUCUGGAGUUUGGGCAUUAUGGCGAUCGAGAUGAUCGAGGGAGAACCGCCAUAUCUGACCGAGUCACCGCUGCGGGCCUUGUACCUGAUCGCUAAGUACGGAACACCACGUAUCAAGGACGAGCAAGCGCUGUCGCCGGUCUUCCGAGACUUCCUCCAUUUCGCCCUGAAGGUGGAACCCGAGAAGCGAGCAAGUGCUCAUGAUCUGUUACAUCAUCCAUUCAUGCAUAAUUGUGCCCCGCUUUCCAGCCUCGCUCCUCUUGUUCAAUCUGCAAAAGAAAGCAGAGCUGCCGAAAAGGCCAACAGAGGCAACUGA